Penicillium antarcticum is the source of this 558-nucleotide messenger RNA. RefSeq lists its product as uncharacterized. The transcript has a single exon. The record is from RefSeq and is a predicted model, not a curated record. The coding region runs from base 1 to 558 and encodes 185 amino acids. NCBI's taxonomy places the organism in Eukaryota, Fungi, Ascomycota, Eurotiomycetes, Eurotiales, Aspergillaceae.
AUGACCUAUUACCGGUGGCUUGAAGUUGAGCUUUUCGUUUACGUGAUGAUGAUUUGCAGACUGUUCAACGCCAAUCCCACAGACGUUGGUGCGAGAUGUUCAGGAUAUCUAUACGAUGGAGACGAUUUUGCAGGCACGAUAUAUGCAAAUGCUGUGUCCAUUCGAUGGCAGUCCACCGACUUUACCACGCCAACCAUGACCUCGACCACGAUCAAACCCAAGACAUCAUCCAUUGCCCGGAAUACAUCCACCCAAUCCCCGGAAGCCCCAUUAGAAAGCCACGGGCUGACAAUUGGCGCGAAAGCAGGCAUCGGUGUAGGGGUCUCUCUGGGCGUCAUUCUUACUAUCGGCUUAGCCCUUUGGCUCUUCUACGCCCGACGAAAACGAAGCCAAAGCCCUCCGCAAGGCCAUGACGAACCUGAUCAUAUGACCGAGAACGUUGUAAUAUAUGAGACGUUACCUGUCGAACUCCCUACUCCAACCUAUUUUACGACGGAGUUGCCAACACCUCGCUCUGGUUCUCCACCGUCAAAGCCGGCGGAGUUGGCUUCAAGUUGA